CCAACAAAUUAAAUCACAAGAAAUAUCACAAACUUUGCACGAUGUUUGAAAAUGACGAUUACUACCUCUCGGAAACGGAUCUUGCCUUUCUCGAUUCCAUAAGAAGACAUUUGCUGGACGAAUCGCAGCCGCCCCACAUGUUUUCCGGCGACACUCCACCUCUGGCUGCGGUGGUUGUGAAGCCGGAGCCGGAACUAUCGUUUCCGAGCUUUGAUGAAGCGGUAGCGGAGAGUGUUGGAGUAGCGGCGGCGCGUCAAUACAGAGGGGUGAGGCAGCGGCCGUGGGGGAAGUUCGCGGCGGAGAUAAGGGAUCCCUCGAAGAAUGGGGCGCGGGUGUGGCUUGGGACGUACGAGACCGCGGAGGAGGCCGCCUUGGCCUAUGAUCAAGCGGCCUACGCCAUGCGCGGGUCGAGGGCGAUGGUGAAUUUCCCCUUGAGGGUUAACUCGGGGGAGGCGCCGCCGGUUAGGAUUACAUCGAAGAGGUCUGCUGCUUCUUCUUCGUCGUCCUCGGAUAGUGGAUCGCCGACAAGGAAGAGGAAGGCUGCGGCGGCGGCGGCUGAUGGUGGACUUACAAAAAGGCCAAUAUCAGCUGUUUACCGAUAGAUGGCAAACUUGUUUUUUCUGAUUCAUAUUCUUUAUUUUUCCAUUCACUAAAUUGUUAGUACUACAUUUCUUCAAAUAAAGAUGUUCCUUUUUUUUCU
Molecule: messenger RNA, 700 nt
Organism: Salvia hispanica
Lineage: Eukaryota; Viridiplantae; Streptophyta; Magnoliopsida; Lamiales; Lamiaceae
Source: RefSeq, a predicted model, not a curated record